GACGCCGUGCGAAAUCAAGGCGGAGUGAUGCAGCGGAUGGGAUCGAUCCGGCGGCGCUGGCAUGCGGCAGCGCGAUUUGGUAGGUGGGCACCGGCAGCGAACCAAGUGCUCACCUGCUCGUGCUGUUGCCUCUGUGGGACUGAGCGCUGCACUAGACACAUUCUGUGGUCAAGCCUUCGGUGCAAAAGAAAAAGCUUCUGUAGGUGUACACACGCAGAGAGCUAUGCUAGUGCUAUUUGCCAUAUGCAUUCCAGUGUCAGUAGUGUGGAACUGUACAGAGCCUAUACUGAUCUUCAUUCGACAAAAUCGAGAAGUUUCCGCCGUCGCUGGUUCCUACAUCCGAUGGAUGAUCCCAGCAUUAUUUGGUUAUGCACUUGUUCAAUGCCAGACUAGGUUCCUGAACAAUCAAAGGGUCGUGCUUCCCUUGAUGCUUAGCUCAUUGCUCUGUUCUGUGCUCAAUGUACCGCUGUGCUGGCUUCUCGUUCUCAAGUCUCCUCUUGCCAACAAGGGGGCUGCCAUGGCUCUCUCUAUCUCAUAUUGGUUCAAUGCCAUCUUGCUUGCUCUUUAUAUCAAGUACUCACCCACUUGCAAGGAAACAUGGACUGGAUUUUCAAGGGAUGCCUUCCACCAUGUGCCUCAGUUCCUCAAGCUUGCUGUGUCAUCAGCAUUAAUGAUAUGUUUGAGAUUCUGGGCGUUGGAGCUUCUAGUGCUUCUUUCUGGUAUUCUGCCAGACCCAAAACUCGAAACUUCUGCAUUCUCGAUCACGCGUAAUACAUCAUCAAUUGUUACCAUGAUCUCUGUUGGUUUGAGCACUUCCGCCAGCAUACGUGUCUCAAAUGAGUUAGGCGCCGGUCGUCCAAAACAAGCGCGGAAAGUUGUAUUAAUUGCUUUGUUUAUAGCUACUUCUGAAGGCUUGAGCGUAUCAUUACUUCUAGUCUUGUUAAGAAAUGUAUGGGGAAAGGUUUAUAGCAACGAAACCUAAGUUGUAAAGUAUGUGGCCAAUAUGUUACCGUUGGUCGCCAUUAGCCAUCUUUUUGAUUCAACACAGUGCUUGUUUGCAGGUACAUUGAGGGGAUGUGGUUUGCAAAAGAUAGGCGCAAUAGUAAUGAUAGGAACGUUGUACAUUAUUGGUAUUCCUCUUUCAGUUGUUUUGGGCUUUCCUGUUCACCUGAGAUCAAAGGGCUUUUGGAUUGGGUUCAUCAUCGCACUCUUCGUUCAAGAUUUGAUAUUUGGAAUGCUAUUUUCAUGCAUUAGUUGGGAGAACCUGGCUGCCAAAGCUAAAGAGAGAGUAUAUGAUUCCAUCUCACAAAAAGAGAACAUCUCAGAGGACAGUUUAGCACAACUUAAAGGUGUAAGGAGUACUGUACAAGAAGAAGAUCAUGUAUGUCCACCACACAUGCCUUGAUCAGAAAACCAAGGGACGUGGACAAAGUUUCACCUCACAUGCCUUGAUCAGAAUACCAAGGGACGUGGACAAAGUUUCACCUACUUGCUCCUUCGGCAGAUCCUAGAAGUAAAAGAUCUACCGCCUUUACCUAACUGUAUUGGUUGUAUCGCCUUGAUGCGAUUUUUGAAUCAAUAAAAGCUCCCUUUAAAGGUUA
Molecule: messenger RNA, 1601 nt
Organism: Lolium rigidum
Lineage: Eukaryota; Viridiplantae; Streptophyta; Magnoliopsida; Poales; Poaceae
Product: protein DETOXIFICATION 16-like
Exons: 8
Coding region: 62-982 (306 amino acids)
Biological process (GO): xenobiotic detoxification by transmembrane export across the plasma membrane
Cellular component (GO): membrane
Molecular function (GO): antiporter activity; xenobiotic transmembrane transporter activity
Source: RefSeq, a predicted model, not a curated record